Messenger RNA from Brassica rapa (field mustard), 1440 nucleotides. Its product is annotated as ras-associated and pleckstrin homology domains-containing protein 1. NCBI's taxonomy places the organism in Eukaryota, Viridiplantae, Streptophyta, Magnoliopsida, Brassicales, Brassicaceae. The record is from RefSeq and is a predicted model, not a curated record.
UUAAGACAAAAAUCACACAAGGUUCACAUAGUUUUCUUCCUCUCUGAAAAUGUCAUAUUUAAACACCCUUUUUUUUCCAAGUCCAGAUGAUCCAGAUUUAUAGAUGCAUUAACCAACAUCAGUUUUGUACAACUUUAUCUACAUACUUCUUUGAUGUAUGUUAUUGCUUCUUUUUAUUUAUUUCUCAAGACUUUGUUCUAUCACAUCUUCAAGUGUUCAUCUCAUAUUACUUGCAUUACUCUCCCUUUCAAGAUAACUAUAUAUUAGAUUGGGCUGAGUUUUGAGUUAAUCCCUUGUUCUCUAUGAUCAUGAUCCUUAAAUGGAUCAUCCAUCCUAACGGUAACAUACUUAUUCAAACCCUGUCAAGAUAUUUUGAUAUAGAUAUAAGCAAUUGCUUUCUCUGAAGACAAGUAAUGAGUGCCUAACCACAAUCUUUAGUCAGAUUACGCCCUUCUAUUAUUAUAUUCCAAACUUAAAAACUUCUUCCCACCAACUAACUUAUGUGUUUCAUUCCAAACCUUACAACUUCCAUUGUUCUAAGAAAGCAAAGUUUGACAUUGUUCUUUUGUUUCCAAAUAUGAUCUGCACGGAGUCAAAUCACCAGCGUAUUUCCUUCUCCAGUGAUCUUGGCCAAUCAGAUAACGCACCACCACCACCACCACCACCACCUGUGAUAGAACCACCACCAGCCCUUAUCCGAAGAGACGAAUCUCUUCUUGAUUCAUCAAACUCUUCUUUCGAGUUCCACAUCUCAAACAACUUUGAUCCUGGAGACUCCUCACCAGCCGAUGAGAUCUUCGCUGACGGCAUGAUCCUCCCUUUCCAUGUAACCCCACCUUCCACCUCACCAAAACGUCUCUACAAAUACGAACUCCCUCCCAUUACCUCCUCUCUUUCUCCAUCUCCAUCUCCUCUCCCUCCACAACCAUCACCGCCAAAACACAGCGAGAAGGACACCAGCGGUGCAAACUCGGACUCGGAAGCAGAGAAGUCGUCAAAGUCGUUUUGGAGUUUCAAGAGAAGCUCGAGUCUCAACUGCGACUUAAAGAAGAGUCUGAUCUGUUCGUUUCCUCGUCUCACGAGAAGCAACUCUACAGGUUCGGUUACUAAUUCAAAGAGAGCAAUGCUGAGAGAUGUUAACAACCAUAGGGUCUCUCCCACUUCUUCUUCUUCCUCUGUCUGUUGCAACUAUCACUUCAGGCCUCAGAAGCACACAGGAAAGAAAGGUGAAGCAGGAUCGUUUCUACGUCACUCAAAGAAGAAGAAGAACAAGAAGUAGAUGGUUACAUGAACAGAGAGUUUCGAUAAAUUGUUUUUUUUUCUUGUUUGAUUGUUGUCUACAAAUUGUUGGGUGUUUUUUCGUGUUACUACCAAACGUUUUAUUUAGGUUGCUGCAUUAUUUUGAACUGGACACAACCUUAAUGACACAUUUAGUAAUCA